Chlorella variabilis is the source of this 1158-nucleotide messenger RNA. RefSeq lists its product as hypothetical. The transcript is spliced from 4 exons. Lineage: Eukaryota; Viridiplantae; Chlorophyta; Trebouxiophyceae; Chlorellales; Chlorellaceae. Gene Ontology annotation, molecular function: protein binding. The coding region runs from base 1 to 1158 and encodes 385 amino acids. The record is from RefSeq and is a predicted model, not a curated record.
AUGGCGGAGCCGGCAGCCGACGACCCGGAGCUGGCCGCGCUGGAGCAGCUAGCGGACCAGAUUCAGGCAACUGAAGAAGACGAAGAGGGUGCCGCGCACGACUGGGAGCAGGCAGCCGGCGGCGGCGGCGGCGGUGGCGGCGGUGGUCCGUGGGUGCGCGACUGCUGGGAGUCUGCGGUCGAUAUGAACAGCGGCACGCGAUACUGGUUCAACAGAGCGACGGGUGUGAGCCAGUGGCAGCCACCGGCGGGGUGGUCCACAGCCAGCCAGCCCGGUGGCCCGCCUGGUGCCGCCGAGCAGCCACAGCGCGGCACAGAGCAGCCAGCGGCGCCGGCGCUAGCGGGGGAGGCUGGCGGGGCGCAGCAGCCGCACCAUGCAGCCCAGCGUGACUACAAGCCAGGGCUGUACUACCGCGAUGCCGCCGGGCAGCUGCAGGGGCCUUUCACCACUGAGCAGCUGCGGGACGGCGAUGACGCCAAGGAGGGCGCUAGCGGCGACGGUGCCAGCAAGGCAGCCGGGGAAGGGACCAGCAGCGCCGGCAGCAGGCCUGGGGGUGACAGCGGCGGCGAUGCGCAGUCGCAGGGUGGCGCGGCGGCAGGGGAGGCCGGGGCGCGCUGGUCGCAGGCGGAGCUGGCGGAGGUAGUGGGGGAUGAGGAGCUGCUGGCUCGCUGGCGCAUGGAGAAUCCGGAGCAGGCACGAGCGGCCCCGCCGCCACCACACUUGCCUGCUGCCUGGCCCGGCGCCGCGACCCCCGCGGCGGCGUACGAGGCGGAGCGCCAGCGCGGCAGCGCCCACUCCCUGGCCGAGGCGGUGCUGUUUGGGCUGCCCGCGCACGACGAGGCGGUGGCGGUGGCGCGCAUGGCGGCCAGCUCGGGUCGCUCCAUCCAGGAGGUGGUGGCCUGGGCCCAGGAGCAGUCUGUGGAUUACGGCGCCACCGCGUACCGAGUGGCGGCCAGGGGGCGCAUCCAGGCGCCCGGCGCGCCGGAGUCGCUGUAUGCUGAGGUGGCCAGCUGGGCCAACCCGCACGAGCUGGAGCAGCAGCUGGCCAAGGCGGCGGAGCGUCGCAAGCGGGCGCUGACCGGGGAGGAGCUGCGCCAGGUGAAGCAGCGCAAGCAGGAGAUGAAGGAGAAGAAGCGCACGGCCUGGCUGUUCACGUGA